Strigops habroptila (Kakapo) is the source of this 3191-nucleotide messenger RNA. RefSeq lists its product as uncharacterized. The record is from RefSeq and is a predicted model, not a curated record. The transcript is spliced from 20 exons. NCBI's taxonomy places the organism in Eukaryota, Metazoa, Chordata, Aves, Psittaciformes, Psittacidae. The coding region runs from base 167 to 2296 and encodes 709 amino acids.
GCGGAAGAGGUGCGGGGGGCGUCACCGCACGGACCCCUUCCGCGGUCACCCCAGCGGAAGGAGUUGUGUGUUCAAAUAGUGGCGGGGCUGAGGGGGUCGGGCCCAACGGAGCGGGAGCGGGGCCGAACCGGGGGUGAACGUUAAUUUCCUUUGGAGUUCAAUAACCAUGAGGCCAUUGAAAAAAGAGAAAGAGCAGAGCAUAAUCCUGAUCAGUGAUGAUGAAGCUGAGAGCACGCUGGGGAACUCGGUUCUGUUGGUAGACCCUCUGGAGAAACCUGCUCUGGAGGAAGAGAAAUCUGAGGAAGUUGUGGAUGAGGAAUGUGAACUAGUGGUUACUUUCUGUAAACAAGCCAAUGUGAUGCCUCAUGCAAGAUACGACUGUACAAUACACCCGUUUGAGCGAAUGGAAUGUGAUACAUGCUCACCCCUUGGGAAAAAUGCUGAUAUUUGUAACCAAUGCUACUGCUAUAUUUGUGAUAAGCUAGCUUCUGAGUGUGAGAACUGGACAACCCCUUCCCUCUGCCACUGCAAUGCACACAACAAAAGCAAGUUCUGGAAGGACCAGCGUGACUUUGCCUUGGCUGGCAUCCUUGUAAUGUUCAAUUUGGAGCUCACAGAUAUAGAUGCAGACCUUCGGCACGGUGGAGAUCUUCUACUAAAAUUUAUCCAGGAACUUUCUGUGGAAUAUAAUAAGUAUCUGUUUGGAGAAAAAAUGCUUCCUGCACAAUAUGAAUGCUUUUGCCUCCCAAAAUUCCCCCCUGGGCAAUGCAAUAUUUGCGGAUCACGCAGCAUGGAGGUUGUAUACAAGUAUUCUGGAGUUUUUGCACUGGUAACAAGAUUUUUAAAUCAGGCAGAAAGAGAGAAUCCUAAAGCUACUGCUGUCAUGUUUCUGGGAGCAGCUAAGGAGAUAGCACAUCAUAAAGACCCUGCUUUAAGCUGGCAGAACCUUGGUCACACUGCUUCAUUAAAGAUUGCUGUCCCUUGUCUGCUGCAAAGGAUCACAACCCAACUUCAGAGGAUGCUGGUGUUGUGUGACUUCCCCAAAUCUUUGUAUGAAAAGUUUGUCAAUUUCUUUCAGUCCAUCUCACUUCCAUGUCACUGCUUUGGCUUCUCAAAUAGCUUGAAUGUUAUGCCAUGGGAUCAUGUGUUACUGACCACUGUGUUAAAAGGCCAGAACAUCACUGGUCAAAGAACACUGAAAGGAAGAAAAGUAUUUCUGUGGGAACCGCUCCCUGUUAUAGAGGCUCGAGUGGAGAAAUUGGUAGACAAGAAGAACUAUAAAGAAGUUGUUCGCUACCUGAGGGCUGUGAAGUGCAAUGAUACCAAAGGGUUAAGACACCUCCGGGAUAAAAUCCCAUUCUAUCUGUGUAAAUCUGGAGACUUCCUGGAUGCUGCACAUUCCCUGCUGUUUCCUGUCAACAGCCUCGCCUGCUGCACUGCCUGCCGCAUCACACCUUUUGAGUAUGAGGUCUAUCUGAAGAUGUUCAGAACAGGCAGUGUCCCUGCUGGAAAGGAUAUGCUGGACUCUGGGCUCUGGAUUACAGUUGGGCCUCCCUUGAAAGAUGGUGUUCUGAUUAAGCAGGCACUGAAACUCCUUUACAGCAACAUGUCACUCUACAGGAAUCCUAAAUGCUGGAGUACCCUCAUCAUGAUCUUGGGCAGUAGCAAUUUGCUGGAAAAAAGUGGGCACCUACAUCCCAUGUCCCUGAAAGAGCCACCACUUGACUUCCAAGAGGGCGUCCUUGCUGCCAGUUGUGGGCUUUUGGAGGAACUGAAGGCAAAAAUUAAUGUUUCUUUACCACCCUCUAUUUUCUCUCCUCAUUUACACCAUGAGGCUUCUCUUAUUCUCGCAGUACAAGCAAUACAACAGAUGCUUUUUUGUGAUCUUCCAUACUUGACUUCCUUCUUAGAGAUAGCUCUGGCUUUUGGGAAUAACUUUUGGGCUCUGAGGCUGUUACUGGACCACCUUUCCUAUGAAGAGCACAUUCUCCAUGGCACUGUCAACCUGAUUUUGAGAGAUCUACAUUGUCAGAAAGCAGCAAUGCUAAAGCUGUGGCAAAACCUUGGUCCCCAGUACGUGGGUGAAUUCCUUUGCCUGUUCCUGACUUGCAGACAUAAGAAGAUGCAAUCCAUUGGCCUCUUCACUCUGAAUAUUAUCACAGAGAAUCUGCAUAUGUGUCCUUGGGCAAAGCAUCUUUGCAACUUCUUUCACAAUGCAGGACUGAGGCACCUGCCCCUUGGCACUGCAGCUCAUCAUGAAGUCUCGAAGUUCAUAAACAUAUUUGAAAAUCUGUAACUUGUCACAAUCUUCAGGAAUAUUUUCCAACUUGUCCUAAUCUGAGAAAUCUCUUCCUGGAGUCCCUACAAACUGUCUUCAGACAAAUCCAAAAUGAGAUCCCAGGUUAAGGUGGGGAGCAGCAACUGUGUUCCCCACAUCAGCAGAUGUGUUGGGGGAAUUUCCUUUCUCGCAGGUCCAUGUGUGAAGCAUGGUGAUGGGUUUCAGUUUCCUUAAAAAGCCAUUCUACAGAGAGAUGCUCGUUGGGGUUUAGGAUGAGGGAGGGAAACACAGAUGAAGCAGAAGGCACCAUGAGUCUUUACUUUGUUGUUACACGGAUGUGCUGUGGGUGAGACAUCUGCAGCAGAACAACUGCCAAGAGAGCAGAAGGUUAAAACAAGGAAUCCUUCCUUUGUCAAGGUGUGUGAGUGACAGCAUGCACUGAAGUGCUGUUUGAACACCCUUUUUGCUUUGUCGUAUCAUAAAAAUAACCUGCUUUUGAGGCUGAAGGGCAUUAACUGAAGCUUUCUUAUAGCUUCAGGGAACCAGAUUCAGGAGGCCUCAUGCAGUAAGUAACUUGUUUUGUUUGUGAUAACACAAGUCUCAUUUUCAGUUGCGGGUUUUAUUUGGUUUUAUUUUCUACGGUAGGUGACUUAUGCUGGUGCUGAUGGCUCUGGGUUUCUCAAAUCCUCAUUUUAGUGCUAAGUUUGAGUUAAUUUUUGACCCGUGCAGAUAGAAAUGAAGAAGUAUUUCGAACCUGACUGAUGUCCUUUGCCCUGAUGUGAUACCUGUCUGCAUUGCUCUGGCAGGCAGGGGAAGAAGAAACCAUCUUCAUCUGUGAUUAACUUUAUUUUGCACAUUUAAGGCUUUUGGUGGCUUUUGCAACUUUUGUUGUCCUAAAUAAACUCUGCUGCUG